UUGUAUCCAUUAAACUCUAGGAAGCUGCCAAGGAGCUAAAAAAUAGGAGCAGUAACGUUGUAUCGUUGUUCAAAGAAAUUGAGAAUGAGGUACAGAGCACCGAGGGCUACAGCAGAAAGAAGGCGGAAGAGGCACAGAAGAAUCAGAAGAUCAGGUCUACGCAGGAGGAGCUUGAGCUGAAGACCAUGCUGCGUUGUGAGUAUGUUGUCGAACUCGGCAUCAACAAAUGUAAGGACUGGUUCGCUAUGAAGCAUGAGGAGUGCAUGCGUUACAUCUUCUGUCCCGUCCUGAACAGUCUGCUUUGCCUACCCAUGAAGUUCACAUUUGUCUGUAACAUCAUGUACUUUGUCAACAGGUGGUGCAAGAGCAGACUCCCACUAGAAAGCAACUUCGGUCAAGUCUUCGAAUGGAUUAAUAAUACAGUGUACAAUCUGAAUAAAAAGGCUUCUCCAGCACCUUAGUUGUGAGGGUCAGUGCCUAUCAUGAUCAUUAGACGAAAUAAUGGUCAGGAAUGGAUCUUCUCUAUAACCUGUCAAAGCAAAACUGUCGCUAGAUAUAGGGCCGCCAAACCACCAGCAUGUCACUAUGAUGCUUGGGUUUAGCUUUCUAAAGAUGCCCCUGUCACAUCCUGACAAAAUAUGUAUUCCUCUAUUGCUGG
Messenger RNA from Bufo gargarizans (Asiatic toad), 658 nucleotides. Its product is annotated as E3 ubiquitin-protein ligase DCST1-like. Bases 186 to 461 code for a protein of 91 amino acids. NCBI's taxonomy places the organism in Eukaryota, Metazoa, Chordata, Amphibia, Anura, Bufonidae. The record is from RefSeq and is a predicted model, not a curated record. The transcript is spliced from 3 exons.